This is a messenger RNA of Anolis carolinensis (green anole), 2619 nucleotides long. RefSeq names its product putative zinc finger protein 66. Bases 1 to 735 code for a protein of 244 amino acids. The transcript is spliced from 2 exons. The record is from RefSeq and is a predicted model, not a curated record. Lineage: Eukaryota; Metazoa; Chordata; Lepidosauria; Squamata; Anolidae.
AUGGCGAGACUUGGCAGCGGAGAAAUGGCAAUCCCAUACAAAUGCCAGGAGUGUGGGAAAUGUUUUGCUUUCAGUUCAGCCUUGGUGAGGCACAAAAGACUCCACACAGGAGAGAAGCCAUACCAGUGCCAGGAGUGUGGGAAAUGUUUUGCUUGCAGUUCAACCUUGGUGAGCCACAAAAGACUCCACACAGGAGAGAAGCCAUACCAGUGCCAAGAGUGUGGGAAAUGUUUUGCUUACAGUUCAACCUUGGUGAGCCACAAAAGACUCCACACAGGAGAAAAGCCAUACAAAUGCCAGGAGUGUGGGAAAUGUUUUGCUGAAAGUUCAGCCUUGGUGAGCCACAAAAGACUCCACACAGGAGAGAAGCCAUACCAAUGCCAGGAGUGUGGGAAAUGUUUUGCUGACAGUUCAAACUUGAUGAGGCACAAAAGACUCCACACAGGAGAGAAGCCAUACCAAUGCCAGGAGUGUGGGAAAUGUUUUACUGACAGUUCAGCCUUGUUGAUCCACAAAAGAGUCCACACCAGGGAGAAGCCAUACAAAUGUGAGGAGUGUGGGAAAUGUUCUGUUUCCCAUUCAGACUUGGUGAAACACAAAAGACUCCACACAGGAGAGAAGCCAUACCAAUGCCAGGAGUGUGGGAAAUGUUUUGCUGACAGUUCAAACUUGAUGAGGCACAAAAGACUCCACACAGGAGAGAAGCCAUACCAAUGCCAGGAGUGUGGGAAAUGAUUUGCUUACAGUUCAAACUUGAUGAGCCACAAAAGACUCCACACAGGAGAGAAGCCAUACCAAUGCCAGGAAUGUGGGAAAUGUUUUGCUGACAGUUCAGCCUUGGCGAAGCACAAAAGAAGCCACACAGGAGAGAAGCCAUAUAAAUGCCAUGAAUGUGGAAAAUGUUUUACUCAGAGUUCAGCUCUUAACCAGCACCAGAGAACACAUACCGGCUAAAAAACAGCCAUUGUGGGUAAAUGUCUGAUUUCAAACAGGACCCUUUGAGAAGUUUUGCGUCAGAUUUGGUGGAGUCCCGUUCUUGUCAUUUGAACCUGUAAGUUGGAGGUCCUGUUCUCUGGAGCAGCAGAAAGCAAGCUCUGUGUGACAAUCCCUCAGAGCAGUGGUUCUCAACCUGUGGGUCCCUAGAUGUUUUGGCCUUCAACUCCCCUAAAUCCUAACAGCUGGUAAACUGGCUGGGAUUUCUGGGAGUUGUAGGCCAAAACACCCGGGGACCCACAGGUUGAGGACCACUGCUUCAGUGUCAGUCCCUGGAAGGUGUAGGAGACAAAGAUAGGCUCACACAGCUUGUAGCCAUGGAAAACUUUAUUGAAUCCGCCUUGCCAAAAUGGCCGCAAAGCUUCUACUGCCCGUCUUCCGCUCUUUCCCCUCAGUAUAUUGGGUGGUUGCUUCCCUCCUCCCUUCACGUCUCUUCUUCUCCAUUCACACCUCCCUUUCCUUUUGUCCUUUCCCACGUUUGAAGACCAGACCCCGUCAUAAAUCAGCCUUCCCAGCCAAAUGGUCUUCUUUAUCCGAUUUGUUGUAGUCAGGUGUGAAGAGAACAGCUUGGAGAAUGCUGAUCUUUUUGCAUCCUGACAUUCAGAGAGUUAAAUAUUAAGUUAAGUCUUGUCACCUCGUCUGAAAAGAAAUAAACCAUAUGUGAUUCCAUCACUUGUUCCUCUGGUCUUAGUUUCCAGCUCCAUUUCCACCUUGGUUUAAAUGUCCAGUUUGUGAACGUUGUGCCCCUACAGACACAUCCUCUGUUUUCCUCUUUAGUCAGGACUGGUCAGCUUGAAUAUUGUAAAUGGCCGUUAUGGGAGGGAUCCAGAGUUAGCCCCUUCCCUUUCAGACAGUGGCUCUCAACCAGCGGUCCACGGACUACCAGUGGUUCGCAAGAACUAAAAUACGGUCUGCCUUCUAACCUUCCCUUCCUUUGCUUUCUUUUUUCUUGCCCUUCCUUUUCUCUUCCCUUCCUUCCCUUCCUUUGUCUUCUUUUCUCUUGCCCUUCCUUUUCUCUUCCCUUCCUUCCCUUUGCCUUUUCUCUUGCCCUUCCUUCCCUUUUCUUCCUUCUUUCCUUCUAUCCUUGUCUUCUUGUCCCUUCCUUUGCCUUCUUUUCUCUUGCCCUUCAUUCCUUCCUUUUUCUCUUCCCUUCCCAUCCUGCCCUUUGCUGCCUUUUCUCUUCCUCUUCCAUCCUUUUUCUCUUCCCUCCCUUUUCUCCCCUUUGCCUUUUCUCUUGCCCUUCCUUCCUUUUUUCUUCCCUUCACUUCCGUUCCUUUUCCUUCUUUUCUCUUGCCCUUCCUUCCUUUUUCUUUCUCUUCCCUUCCCUUCCUUUGCCUUCUUUUCUCUUGCCUUCUUUCCUUGCUUUUUCUUGCUCUUCGCUUGCCUUCCCUUCCUUUGCCCAUCAUAUGUUAUGGACUGGAGUAGAGUACAAUAUAUGUCUCAUUUGAUGCCUUAUGAACUUGAAUGCAAACUAUAAUUGUUUUUAUUAAUCUGUUUAUCCUAUUAUAUUAUAUUAUUGAUGUACUCUGAUUGUUGUUUAUGUGAGUUUAAUAUGUCGUAAGCCUCUUUGGGUCCAGUGAGGGAGAAAAGCAGGAUAUAAAUAAAGAUUCAUCAUCAUCAUCAUCA